Rhagoletis zephyria (snowberry fruit fly) is the source of this 469-nucleotide messenger RNA. RefSeq lists its product as uncharacterized. Lineage: Eukaryota; Metazoa; Arthropoda; Insecta; Diptera; Tephritidae. The record is from RefSeq and is a predicted model, not a curated record.
CAAGGUGUCAUAACGUCAUAUGUCAUAUAAUAAAUUUGGGCGGAUAUACAACUCGUGUGAACACACCAUCUUACUUUGUGUCCUAUUUCAAUUAUUAAUCAGCUGAUUGCGAAUAAACUAAAAAAUAAUGCCACGGGAAAGUGAGAAAAAUAAACUAAUUGCUGAAUUAUGUGUAAAUCAGGUUAUCGACAUGAUUUUUGCAGAUUCAAGCGAUGAGGAGGAGCAAGAUGAAGCGGACGAACGCUUCAUGAUGAACAUGUUAAGCCUUUUGUGCAACCGCAGAAGUAUUCAUUUGGGAAUUCCAAAAUCUGCUGUUUGGCACCGGCGUGUACUGAAUAGUUUUGACGACAGGAGGUUUAAUCAAAUGGUUCGCGUACGACCCGAGGAGUUUGGUAUUGGUGAAAGCAAUAUCUCUACAGAUGCAAUGGCUGAAAUCAAUCCAAUUUGGGAAUUUUAUAAGCGUUUAUAA